ACAAAGAUAUACAGGAAGCGGAGGGGAAGACCGAGGUCUUUCAAACGUUCUUUGCCCAUGCAUCUGUUUGCAUACAGUUUAUUAAAUGUAAGCUACAGCUGUGUUUAAAGAAAUGGAGAAAUUCUCAUCUGUGCAUAAUCUGCAGGCGCUCUCUGCCUUGCUUUCCUUUCCAGCUGACCAGGAGAGCGAUGACGAGGACUACAAGAAUGGGACUCCAAUGGCGAAAUUUGGUCCCGGACACAUUGGUGCGUCUUUCUCCUCUUCUGGCAAAGGCAAUAAAGCAGUCAACAGUGCCUAUGUAAAGAAGCAAACCAAUGACAUUUGGGAUGCGGAGGAGGUUACUGGAGGAACACAGUUUGAUGAUCUUGAAGAUCCACGCUCUCAGCCUGAGUAUGAGGUUAUUUUAAAGCAGAGUGUGGGUACUGAAGAUUUGUUUCUGGGUAUAAGCCGAAAGGAUCCAUCUUCCAUGUGCUGUGAAAAUAUGAUGGUAAGAGUAAAACUGCCAGAAACAAAAACCUCUGAUAUAGUGUUGGACAUAAAGGAGAAUUUUAUCGAUCUCAGAACUCCAAAAUAUAAGCUAGGUUUGCAUCUUCCCCAUCCAGUGUACCACAGGGAAGGUACAGCCAUCUUUAUAAUGGACAGAUCUGAGCUAGAGAUCACACUGCCUAUGAACAGACCACUGGACUGCAUCAAACUGGCCUGAAGAGAGAGGAGUAAACAUAUGUGCUGCUUCAGCGUUUAAAGAAAUAUGUCAUCUAUAACAGAAAAAUGAGAACAAAUAAUCUUAGUGAACCUUUAGCUAUGGCUCAUUGACCAGUAAUAAUUGUAGUCUUUGGGCUUAUAAAGUGUACAGUCUUAAUUUUUUAAAAUAAAAUGCAAUGAAAUUGUAAACGUUUUUAAUCAUACUGCCAGCAAUUUCUCUGGCCCGAAGUCAUCUGAGAUGAACCAAAAGACAGUGGAAACAUGUUCUGUGGUCAUGUUUCAGCUUGUUUUUGAAAAAAGAGGAAAAAAGACCUUUCAGUGUUUUACCAAUGAAAAGUGAAAAAAUAGUAUCUGUGAUGGCAUGAAUGGUACAUCAGUGCCCACAGCAUGCAUGAUCUGCAUAUAUGUGAAGGUACCAUUGAUGUGGCCUGCCUGCAGUUCAAAUCUGUCUCCUAUUGAAAAUGUAUUGCAAACCAUGAAGAGAAUCAGACAAUGGCAACCACAGACUGUUGAGCAGCUCAAGUCUUGUAUACAGCCUCUGUUACAACUUUUUUGAGUGUGUUGCAAACAUCAAAAUAGACUUAUAUUAAGGAAGUUAAGUUCAACAUUAAAAAUGGUGAAAACACUGAAAA
Messenger RNA from Trichomycterus rosablanca, 1334 nucleotides. It is a transcript of the gene dnaaf6, whose product is annotated as dynein axonemal assembly factor 6. The record is from RefSeq and is a predicted model, not a curated record. Bases 113 to 703 code for a protein of 196 amino acids. Lineage: Eukaryota; Metazoa; Chordata; Actinopteri; Siluriformes; Trichomycteridae. Gene Ontology annotation, molecular function: dynein intermediate chain binding; protein-folding chaperone binding. The transcript is spliced from 6 exons. Gene Ontology annotation, cellular component: cytoplasm. Gene Ontology annotation, biological process: axonemal dynein complex assembly; flagellated sperm motility.